This is a messenger RNA of Psylliodes chrysocephalus, 1448 nucleotides long. Lineage: Eukaryota; Metazoa; Arthropoda; Insecta; Coleoptera; Chrysomelidae. The record is from the annotation of a GenBank genome assembly.
UGACAAAUAUUGCUAAUUGACAGAUAAUUGUAGGGAGGGUAAAAAAUCAAAAGAAGUGUUUUAAAUUGCAAAUAGACUAAUUUUGUAUUAAAAAUGUCGUUUAGAGAAGAUUUAAGGCAAAUUGUAAAACCCUAUUAUAUUUUUAAUAUUUUAAUAAGUCUUUCCUACGUAGUUCUGAAACGAAUUCCAGGAGUAUGCAGUUAUUUAUUUCCUUCAAGUAAUUGUGAGUUUGAAGGGAGAGAAACAGAAAUAUUGUUCUUUCUUAUCAUAGUAAUUGCAAUAAGGACAAGAAAAGCUGGGAGUGUGACUAUGAUAAACUAUUUGUCUUCAAGUUUUAUAUAUACCAAAGUUGCAAAUUUGAUAUUAUGGUUUAGUGCUGAUAUUCUAAUGGGAAUUAUAUAUGGAAUUGUUUUUAUAUUGGGAGCUCUCUUAUUUCCAGAACCAACUUAUUCUGGCCCUGACAAAGUUGUAUACUUCAGAGGGGUGCAAGGUUUAGAUGAUGAAUUAAUAAGAGACACAAAGGUAACAUGGUUGGUGGCUUUCUACACAGUUUGGAACCCUGCUUGCGUUAAUUUUGCUCCUAUUUUUGCCAAACUUAGCACAGAAUUUUAUUUGGAUAAUCUUAAAUUUGGAAAAGUAGACAUUGGGCGAUACCCUGAUGCUGGUAAAAAAUACCAUGUCAGUGAUAGCAGUAUGAGCAAGCAGCUACCCACGAUUAUUGUCUUUCAAGAAGGGAAAGAAGUGUCUAGGAGGCCUAUGGCGGAUACUAAAGGAAAGCUUAUUAAAUUUUUAUUCAAUGAGGAAAAUAUUGUAAGUGCUUUUGGGCUACGUGGCUUACAUGAAAAUUGCAAAAAUCAGGUUAAAACUAAAAGCAGUAAACCUCAUCAUGAUUAAAGUAAUUUUAUUUGUAAAUGAUGCUUUAAUUUUGCUUUUUAUGAAAGAUUUUUAUUUGGUUUUGCGGAUUUUUAAAUGUUUGAAUAAAAAUCAAAUGGGGCCCAAUGUGGAACUAAUAAAAGUACCUUAUCAAUUGUUACUUUGAUUAUACCAUAUCCCCAUUUUAAUUUCUGUGAAAAUAAGGAUUCUUGUGUAAGUAACAUGUUGUGAAUAUGAUUUUUUAUAAGAGUUCGUUUUCAUAUGUAAGAUUAAUAAUUGUACUGUUUUGUAAAUUUGAUCUGUAGUGGUUGUAUAAAAUCAGUUAAGGAAUAUUGUCUAUAAUGUAGGUAUCAUAUAGCAGGAUUUUAAAUAAUUUAUAUACAAUAUAUUACAGAUUUGACAGUAAACUGAGCUAAUAGAGCAUAACUGUUAGUCAUACAUAAAUUAUUUUUAUAGUUUGUCAUUUAUUACUGAAAAUCCAGACCAAAAAAUAUAUUUAUAUUAUAUAUAAAUGUUCUUGUUUUUUAAAUGUAUUUAUUUUGUGUUGUUUGCAUUGUUAAAUAAAAAAAUAUACA